UGCUACGCUACGAGCUCCACGCCUUUCAUUUCACUCCAUUUCACUCGUGAAAGUUUUUUAUUUUCAUACCUUUGCGUUGUAGGAAUUCCUUUUUUAAACAAAACAAAUGGAUGUAGUUAAAGUUCUUGUGAUUUUUUUUCUAUAGUGCAAAAAAAUGCGAGCUUGUGAAAGUUUUUGGUGGAGUUGAUGAGCUAAGGCAGCAGGCACAAUGCUCCGACGAUGGUCUUGUAGUCCGUAUGGCGGCGUCCACGACGACGACGCCGGUUUCCUGUGUCACUCUACAUUGAUAUAGACCUCCUGGUGAAACCUUGCCAAGUUUCUAUUAUAUCAUCGCAACGCAGACAAUAAAACGCCUUUAACAUGAAUUCCACGGAAGCGAGUCUCGAUGUUAACCGGUCAACUCCAAUAGUUUCAAUUGGCACAACUUUUAUCACACAAUGGAAACUUCAAAAACUGAAGCAACGGACCUGUACGUCGGGGUCGUACCAUGAAUGUAUCGAAGGAUAUGUAACGGCCAAUGGCACCAACUUUAGUGAUGUCUACUAUUUCAAUAACUCCUUAGAUAAUAUUCUCUCUGCUAAUGGUGGAUUGCAACCAGUACUGCCACCGUUCCCUCUAUGGCUGGCCGCUAUCUUCGCGACUUGCUUGGUUUUGGUCAUCCUACUGACAGUCAGUGGCAAUGUGCUGGUACUACUCGCCUUUCUUGUGGACCGUACUAUUCGCCAACCUAGUAACUAUUUUAUCGCUUCACUAGCUGCCACGGACCUGCUGAUUGGUACUUUGUCGCUUCCAUUUUAUACCGACUACGUCUUGAAAGGAUACUGGCACCUAGGGCCACUGUUGUGUGAUCUCUGGCUUUCUGUUGACUACACUGUUUGUCUUGUAUCCCAGUACACUGUCCUACUCAUAACUGUAGACCGAUUCUGUAGUGUCAAAAUAGCUGCGAGGUAUAGAUCUUGGCGCACUAAAAACAGAGUCAUAUGGAUGGUCACUGUAACGUGGAUUAUACCAGCCUUAUUGUUUUUCACUACAAUAUUCGGAUGGGAACACUUCGUAGGCUACAGAGACCUUCAAGAAGGUGAGUGCGCUGUCCAGUUUCUGAAAGAUCCGAUAUUCAAUACAGCGCUCAUAAUUGGAUACUACUGGACAACCUUAUGUGUAUUGAUCAUACUUUAUGCUGGAAUCUUCAAGACCGCUUAUGAUAUGCAAAAGAAAAGCGAAGCAAAGCAAAGAAAAAUGCAAUCAAUGGUAGCUCUCAGCGCGGGUGUAAUGUCAGGCAUGGCUGGUAGAGCGGCGGGAAUGUCUGGAUUGUCUAAUGUCUCAAUUUCCAACGAAGAUCAAAUGAAAGUAUCUGAAGCCAUUCGUAAAGAUUCAACGUCUAAAGGAUCAUUAGCUGCACCAUUGCUAACCUUGGGUGGUUCUACCGAUUCUAAUUCCAGUCAGAAAUCUUCAGCGCAUAAAAGUAGCGCCACAGUUACUGGUACAUCAACUACUGCCGAAUCUGAUUGCGAUAAGAAAGAAGAUCAGGUGGAAACCGAACGAUCUAGCAGCCCUGCAUUUGAUUCCGAUGACGAGAGCGCUACUCAAACCAAUGUGAAAAAACGACCAUCUGUUGCUAACUUGGUAAUGCAAACUGGAGCUAUGCAGCUACUAAACAACAUGCGUUUAAACGGUGGAAUGUUGAUCAAGGCUGAUUUGAAACAAUCUCCUCUAUUGAAGUACGACAGCGAUAAGCCAAAAUCUUCCCUUUCUCAAAUAUCCGAGAAAAGUAUGUUGGAUACUGAUAACCAUGACAUUUCUCACACUGUUGAACAAAUGCCUGCACCAACAGUGCCUCAUUCUACUACCAGUGUCACAUCUCCUACCUCAUCGGGUUUCGCUACGCCUUCCGAUGUCUCCACAACUAUUGCUCAAAGAAUUAUUCCCCCACCGUCAGAUUUUAGAUGUAGUCCUACUGUCUCUGAAAGCCCUCCAUCUCACUCGGAGUCAUCGCGAACAAAAACUGUGAGGAUAAUAAAGACUGAUGGUACUUCCUACGAUGUUCUUGUUGCUAUGGAUGGAGCUGACUUGCGAUAUAUGGAUGAGAGCUCAGUUAUAGUUCCUACACCCACGAACGAGAGUCCACCAUCAUCUGUUACAUUUCCAACAGCAACUGAACCACCAUCACCUCCUACAAUGAAUUCGGCAAAUGUAACAAACACUUCGUUACUACAAGCUGCUCUUAUACGAGCAACAGCCGAAGCAAAAGUCACCCAAAUUAAAACUAGUUUUUCGCCUCCGCCUCCCGUAAAGGUAAAUACUGAAGUGAGCUUAACGUCAGGGGAACGACCUAAACCUGUAAUCACUCUCGUGUCGUCUUCCAAUAACAAUGCUCCUCAGACAUCGAAGCCGAGCGAUUCGCAAAUUUCACCUUCUUUAAAGCCUUCUAUAAGCCCGGCUGUAGAGAAUAGCGAAGUGUCAAGCGCGGCAGCAAGUGGGUCAGGUCGGGCCGGAUCUAAGCGAGAGUUUGUUAAAAACAUAGGGAAAAAAUUAAAAGUUAAACGCUCCAAGCGCGAAGGCUUAUUCGCUGGUAUCGGACGGCAAAAAUCCAAAUCGGAAAACCGAGCCAGGAAGGCGUUCAGAACCAUAUCGUUUAUAUUGGGAGCAUUUGUAAUUUGUUGGACUCCUUAUCAUAUAUUAGCAUUAGUCGAAGGAUUUUGUACGAAUCCUCCGUGUAUUAAUCAGCAUCUGUACAUGUUUUCGUAUUUUUUGUGCUAUGCGAACAGUCCUAUUAAUCCUUUCUGCUACGCAUUGGCAAACCAGCAAUUCAAGAAGACUUUCACGAGACUCCUACGGGGAGAUUUUCAUAUCACCUAGUCCAUGUACGUCGGUUAUAAAACCGCGUAAAUUUUGGAUACUCUAGGAAAAUUAAUUCAAAACGUUACGCGCACAAACACUGAUCUCUACAUGAACAUAUUAUAUUAAAUGCUAAGACAAUACUUUACUCGUUGAAUGACUCUCGUAACG
This is a messenger RNA of Hyposmocoma kahamanoa, 3006 nucleotides long. It is a transcript of the gene mAChR-B, whose product is annotated as muscarinic acetylcholine receptor M4. Gene Ontology annotation, cellular component: membrane. The record is from RefSeq and is a predicted model, not a curated record. Gene Ontology annotation, biological process: adenylate cyclase-activating adrenergic receptor signaling pathway. The transcript is spliced from 6 exons. NCBI's taxonomy places the organism in Eukaryota, Metazoa, Arthropoda, Insecta, Lepidoptera, Cosmopterigidae. The coding region runs from base 361 to 2856 and encodes 831 amino acids. Gene Ontology annotation, molecular function: G protein-coupled receptor activity.